AUGGCUGCACAGCUCCCAAUUCCAAUAUACUCGUCUCUCGAAGAUGCUUUCGGAGGCCUGCGAACGGCAUCGGGGCAGAGUGUGCGAUGGGCUAAUCUUGCACAAGAGUUCAAGAGUCGAUUUGGGAGGGAACCAGCAUACAUAGCUAGAGCACCUGGUCGAGUGAACUUAAUUGGAGAUCAUAUUGACUACGUUUUAUUUGGCGUCCUCCCCGCCGCCGUCGAGCAUGAUAUCCUCAUCGCCUGUGGACCGUCUAUGUCUCCUGUGAGCUCUAACUCUGGCAGCGUGGCGGCACACAACCUCGACCCCCGAUAUGUACCUCAAACGUUUGCUCCUAUGCUCAAGAGUGCGCCUCUGCCGACUGCAUCCGAAGAGAGGGAUGCUGAGAAUACGGUCCACGCGGAAAGCUGGCACAUGGACAUCGAUACCAAAGAGCUCAGAUGGGAAAGUUACGUGAAGGCAGGAUAUUAUGGUGUCUUGAAUCAUUUCUUUCCUGCCGCUGCUGGUUCUACUACCACAGGUCCGCACCCAGUUCCGGUUGAUCUGUUGGUCACCGGAUGUGUACCAGCAGGAUCUGGUCUUUCAUCGAGCGCAGCUAUGGUAGUAGCUUCCACGCUGGCCUUCCUCGCCGUGAAUAACAAAGUGGUUGGCCUCACAAAGGGCGAGCUGGUCGAAAUGGCGAUGGAGAAUGAGAAGCGCGUGGGCGUGAAUAGCGGAGGCAUGGACCAAGCGGCGUCCGUGAUCUGCACGCCAGAUACAGCUCUAUAUAUCACGUUUUUUCCUUCUUUAUCCGCACAGCCAACUCCUCUGCCCACUUCGCGCACAGUACCUCGGGCAGUAUUCGUGUGCGCAAACUCACUGGUCGUGAGCGACAAAGUUGUUGGGGCUAAGACCCGUUAUAAUCUCCGCGUUGUUGAAACACUCGUCGGGGCACGGGUACUCGCGCACCAUAUUGGCGUUGUUCUCGCUCCCACAGAACGCCCCACUCUACGUGAAGUUCUUGGCCGUUGGCUUGGUUUCUAUGAGGCGAAGAAUGUGCCGAGCGACCUGGAUACGGAUAUGCUGAGAGAGGGAGUGCAGAAGAUAUUGCCAUACGUGGAGAAGCUGAGACCCACUCGAGACGAUGGGGAAUUGGGUGUGACGAUGGAAGAAAUGAUUGAAUGGAGUGGAAUGCCGGAGGCUGAGUUCAGGCAGGUAUAUCUUUCGUGGGUGGAUGUUGAAGCGACACAUUUCCAGCUGUACAAGCGGACGAAACACGUAUUCGAGGAAGCGCUGCGCGUACUUCGAUUCCGGGAUGUUUGUUUCUCGUCUGAAGCGGCCAUCUUGCCUAGGGAUACGCUUAUAGACCUUGGCGCACUCAUGAACGAGUCACACCAGAGCAGCAUUGAGUUGUGCGAGAAUUCUUGUCCGGAGGUGGAUGAACUUGUGCGGCUCGCCCGAGAAGCGGGGGCGUUUGGCAGCAGGGUCACAGGUGCUGGAUGGGGUGGAUGUACGGUGUCUCUUGUCGCCGAAGAUAUGGUAGACGAGUUCAUCCGAUCGAUGAAGUCAACAUACCCGCCCUACAAGUACUUAGGAGACGACGAGCUGCGUGAGGUCAUCUUCGCCACUAAACCCAGUAGCGGCGCAUUUGUGCUGAAGCUGUGA
Fibroporia radiculosa is the source of this 1644-nucleotide messenger RNA. RefSeq lists its product as uncharacterized. Gene Ontology annotation, biological process: carbohydrate phosphorylation; galactose metabolic process. NCBI's taxonomy places the organism in Eukaryota, Fungi, Basidiomycota, Agaricomycetes, Polyporales, Fibroporiaceae. The coding region runs from base 1 to 1644 and encodes 547 amino acids. The transcript is spliced from 11 exons. The record is from RefSeq and is a predicted model, not a curated record. Gene Ontology annotation, cellular component: cytosol; cytoplasm. Gene Ontology annotation, molecular function: galactokinase activity; ATP binding.